Messenger RNA from Monoraphidium neglectum, 164 nucleotides. RefSeq lists its product as hypothetical. The transcript has a single exon. The record is from RefSeq and is a predicted model, not a curated record. Lineage: Eukaryota; Viridiplantae; Chlorophyta; Chlorophyceae; Sphaeropleales; Selenastraceae. The annotation marks the transcript as partial.
AUGCCUGUAAACAGCCUCCAGUCACUGGCGCAGCAGCAGCAGCAGCAGCAGCAGCAGCAGCAGCAGCAGCAGCAGCAGCAGCAGCAGCAGCAGCAGCAGCAGCAGCACAAGCGCUAUGUGUGGUCAUCACUUGUACAUCAGCAGCCCGCCUGCAGGGGGGAUUG